AUGGUCAAGAAGGCGCCCAAGAGCAGCGGGAAGGGGCGGCAACGGGCCAGGGCCGCAGCGCCGCCGCCCCCACAGCAACCAGAGGUCGAGGACUCGCAGCCGGGGCCCAGCAGCAGCUGCGAAGACCGGCCAGUGCGCGUGUAUGCCGAUGGCGUGUUUGACCUGUUCCAUUUCGGCCAUGCGCGGGCGCUAGAGCAGGCCAAGCUGAGCUUCCCAAACACAUAUCUCAUGGUGGGCGUGUGCAACGAUGCCGAGACGCACAAGUUCAAGGGCAAGACGGUGAUGACAGAGGACGAGCGCUACGAGAGCCUGCGCCACUGCAAGUGGGUGGACGAGGUGGUCCCCAACGCCCCCUGGGUCAUCACCAAGGAGUUUUUGGACGAGCACAACAUCGACUUUGUGGCGCACGACGCGCUGCCCUACGCAGACGCCACGCUGGGCACCGACGAUGUGUACGGGUUUGUGAAGAAGCUGGGCAAGUUUAAGGAGACGAAGCGCACCGAGGGGGUGUCCACCUCGGACCUCAUCCUGCGCAUCAUCAAGGACUACAACGACUAUGUGCUGCGCAACCUGUCUCGCGGCUACUCGCGCAAGGACCUGGGCCUCAGCCUGCUCAAGGAGAAGCGCAUUAAGGCCGGCAUGCACAUGAAGCAGCUGAGCCAGAAGGUGCGGCAGCAGCGGCUGCAGGUGGCCGACCGCAUCCGCAAGCACAUGGUGGACGCGGUGCCGCGCAUCCUGCCGGUGGAGGUGGAGGACAGGGUCAAGGACUUUGCCUCCAAUGUGGAGAGCCUGGUGGACAAGGUGGUGUCAGGCGAGGCCGGGCUGGAGCUGGUUGAGAACAUGGACAAAUACGUCUCUGGUUUCAUCUCCGGCUUUGAGCGGCGGUACAGCCGGCUGGAGCGGGUCAUCAAGCAUACGCUCACCCGCACCGUGCUGCAGAGCCCCGCGCGCAAGAAGAAGGCGGCCGCGGCGGCCGCGCUAGCGGCGGCGGAGAAGCAGCAGAAAGCGGCGGGGCGCAAGCAGCUCAAGGCUGCGUGA
Messenger RNA from Chlorella variabilis, 1038 nucleotides. RefSeq lists its product as hypothetical. Gene Ontology annotation, biological process: CDP-choline pathway. Lineage: Eukaryota; Viridiplantae; Chlorophyta; Trebouxiophyceae; Chlorellales; Chlorellaceae. Gene Ontology annotation, molecular function: phosphatidylcholine binding; choline-phosphate cytidylyltransferase activity. The record is from RefSeq and is a predicted model, not a curated record. The coding region runs from base 1 to 1038 and encodes 345 amino acids. The transcript is spliced from 8 exons.